ACCAACACACAGCCCAUAUCAUUUGUUGGGAUGGCUUGCAUUCAAGAUGAGCUUGUCAGAAAAUUGUUACCUCUGCCAAGGGUGCCCCUGGGCCUGCGGCAAUGAAGUACCAGUAUAAAAGGCAGCCCAGCUCCCUGCUCUCUCAUCCAAUUCUCUCGCCUCAUCCUCCUUGGGAACCAGGUGCAUCUCCAGCCCCAGACAUGUCCUGCUACAACCAGUGCCUGCCAUGCCGGCCCUGUGGCCCGACCCCGCUGGCCAGCAGCUGCAAUGAGCCCUGCGUCAGGCAGUGCCAGAACUCCACCAUUGUCAUUGAGCCCUCUCCCGUGGUGGUGACCCUGCCCGGCCCCAUCCUCAGCUCCUUCCCGCAGAACACCGUUGUGGGAUCCUCCACCUCCGCCGCCGUUGGCAGCAUCCUCAGCUGUGACGGAGUCCCCAUCACCUCUGGCUGCUGUGACCUCUCCUGUAUUUCCAGCCGCUACUGUGGCAGAAGGUGCCUGCCCUGCUAAAGCCACUGGCCAUGGCCCUGGGGUUCCAGCACAACCAUGGUGCUGGACAAUAGAAGGAGGAAUCUUCAGGCCCUUGCUUUCAGAAUGACUGACCUUCCUCACCUCCUCUGGCAGAGAUCGGCAGGAGCCAGACCAGGGGCUACCCCGAGAUUUCUGAAAACAUGGCCCAUGUCUCUCCUUCCAUCCCUCCACCUACCUCCUUCUCUCCUUUUUCUUUGUGUUCUUCUCCUCCCUUGGGUUGUCAGGCUCCUCAGAUCCAGCCCUCCCGCUGCGGUAACAGCAGACACAUGCCCUGCAUGAUCUCCGCCAUGGGCUAGGGACGCUGCCUCUCGGUAGGCUCUGGAGAUCCCUGCACUGAAGGGCCUCUGCUCAGAGUGACCUGCUUUUCCUCUGUACACUCAUUAAAGAUUUCUGCAUCCCA
This is a messenger RNA of Cygnus olor (mute swan), 927 nucleotides long. Its product is annotated as feather keratin Cos2-3-like. Gene Ontology annotation, molecular function: structural constituent of cytoskeleton. Gene Ontology annotation, cellular component: intermediate filament. The coding region runs from base 102 to 506 and encodes 134 amino acids. Lineage: Eukaryota; Metazoa; Chordata; Aves; Anseriformes; Anatidae. The record is from RefSeq and is a predicted model, not a curated record. The transcript has 2 exons.